Molecule: messenger RNA, 3921 nt
Organism: Epinephelus lanceolatus (giant grouper)
Lineage: Eukaryota; Metazoa; Chordata; Actinopteri; Perciformes; Serranidae
Source: RefSeq, a predicted model, not a curated record
ACUGAGUGUCGGUCCGUGACUGGGUUCCUCCAACAAAACUCCACAGUCGACUCAGGUCAGCCGCAGGUGAUCGGUUCACCUCAGCCAGUCUUGGGUGCUCUGGGUGAUGAUGUAAUUCUGCCGUGUCACGUGGAGCCUCGGCUCAACGUGGAGAAGCUGACGGUGGAGUGGUGGAGGCCCGACGUCCCGCCUGACCCUGGAGACCCGCUGAGCGAGUACAAGUAUGUCCACCGCUACCAUGACAACCACGAUGAGGAGGGCAUGAAGAUGUCAUCGUACUCUGGGAGGACGACGUUGUUCACAGACAGCCUGAAACACGGCAACAUGUCUCUCAAGAUCCUGAAGGUGAAGCUCUCUGAUCAGGGAAGGUACAGAUGUUUCCUCCCACAGUUACAGAGCCGAGCGAGGGCGACAGUUAUCAAGUUCGUUGUUGAAACAAAGCCUGUUGAAAUCAGGACAACAGAGACGCCAACCCAUCCCACAAUCAUUCAAACCCCACAAUCGAAGAACGAGACGGCCAUUACAGGUGGUCGGCCAUGUCCACGCAGACUGAUCCCACCUGUGCUUUUCUGUGUCUUGCUGAUAAUUGGAGGUGGAUAUUACAUUAAACGGAAGUGUCACAAACAAGAUUUUACAGAGUGUGACAUUCCAGACAAACUCCUUCCACUUUAGAGGCCUUGCUCAAGAGCACCCCGGCAAAUACUGUUAAUGGAGAUGAGUGUCAUACAUGUUCCUCUCCUGGAUCUCCUUGGUAAGUUUUAGGAUUCAAACCAACAACCCUUGCAGCCACAGGUGGACACAGAAGAAGCAAGGUUUUCAGCUUUGAAUGACCCUUUAAACCGAUGACCUUCUUCAUCUGUCUGUUCAGACAGCUGAACACCUGAAUGUUUCAAGGUGAUGAUGCCUCAGACUAUUUGUUUAUAAUGAAGCAGAUGUGAAGCCUUGAGGUCCACUUUUAAUCUCUGCAUAAUGUUUGUCACUUGGAGCCAGGACCCAAAUACUGGGCAGUGCAGUGAACAAGUGCAACCUGAUUGGAAGAGACUGUCGAAAGAUGUGAUGUGUCAGCCAGGUGACAGGUGUUUUUUUUAUGCCAGGGCAGACAGAAACUCACCCAACCUGCACAGUGCUGAACUGGGAGUGGUUCUCAUUCCAUUUUCAUUGCCGAUUUGGUUCAAUGGCUCUGUGCAGCAAGUAAACAAAAUACAAUCUGAACCAAUAUCACAACCAUACAGACACAAUCUGCACUGCGAUGUUUGCCAACACUUACAAGCUAUAAACCCACAAAGUGAAAGUUAAUCACAGUAUUGUUUCCACCUCUUGCUGUAUGCUCACUAGCUCAUAGAGGUACAGUGUCAUACCUGAACGCUACCUGCACUUCCUGCUGCUACAUGACAAACAACUAGGCUAAAUUAGUCUACCCGAAAACUAGCUAUGUAGUUUCCGUAAACUGCACCAGUGAGUGCAGACAGUGUUCAUCAUCUUUAGUUAUCUACUGCAUGUUCUCAUUUUGGCCCCUAGCCUGAACUAACAUCAUCUUUAAGAGAUCUUAUUUAUUAGAGUUUAAUCAAGAUAAAUGAGAUUUGAAAAAUGUGUGUCGAUCAAAUAUUUUGGUGCUGAAAAAGACCCUAAGAGGUGAAAUUUGUUGAUAUCUUUAUGCCAUUGGUGUAAAAACACGCACCACUGAAGAAGUUUAUUAUCAGGUUGGUCUGAACACCACAGUUAGACAAGAAACUAGAACAGUCAACAUGUUCUCAUCCCAAGUCAUCACAUAUCGCUGCUUUGUCUGUGGACUUUCACAUCUACAUAUUACAUGCCAGGUAUUCUUUGGCAUCUGCUGCUGACUUUUGACUUUAAAUAGAAAUACACAUUUAAAUUUUUGCAUACAUAAUGUAUCUAUCAACCACGUGCAAGAUGCCAGGCUCCUGAAUUAUUUAGUAAAUAUGGGAAAUUGUAUUUCUGUUAUGCAAAAUGUUUGACACAAUACUCAACUGAAAAGGUGAUUCCAUUUUUAAUAUUGUCCAAUCAUGACUAUUGCCCAGCAGGUCUAAUGCUACAAUAGGUAAGAUAAAGAGAGAGAGACAUAUAACGUGCUGUUGUGAAACCAGGACAAAUCUUGUUGCAGUGCAUAACUGUGUCGCUUGGUUAUUGUUAAGAACUCUCUUAAUUACUUGUAUUUAUAAGAAAUAUUUCCGUUACAAAGACUCCAUUUAUUUUAUAAAAUAAUUCACCAUUUAGUUUAGAUAGACAUGACCGUUCUGCAAAACUAUAGACAGAAAUGUUACAUUACCAAAAGUAAAGUCAAACAAAUGAUCAAGUACCGAGCUUUGAAUGGAAUUUUACUCCCAUAACAUAUCACACAAGAGAACAGUAAUCCUAUUUAAAUUUUAGUUAAACUGCAUCUUGUGAUAGAAACAUUGAAAUGAUAUCAAAACUAGUUUGGCUAAGUUUUAAACAAAUUAAGGACAACUGUUGGUUUGAUUAUAUUAAUGUGUCGUGGGGCUCUGGAGGGUCUGUCUGAGUUUGUGGACCAGGAACACUGGAGUGAAACAGACUAUUUCAUGUAUUUUUAUUAUUGUGCUGAAUACUGGAGUUAAAGGGACAGUAUUAUGAUGUACGAUGUGUCGGAGAUACUGAUGUGAAACAGACUUUUUUCAUGGACUGUGGGAUAAAGGGACUAUGUUUGAGUAUUUUGACAAAGGUGAAGGGACUAUCUUUAUAUACUUUGAUAAUUGUAUUGAAUAAUAGGGUUUAAGAGACAUUAUCAUGAUUUACACUCUGUUGGAGUGACACAAACUAUCUUAAUAUAUUUUGAAUAUUGUAUUGAAUACUGAAGUGGACAGUAUUAUGAUUUACAAUGUGCUCAACGUACUGGGGUAAAACAGACUUUCCCCAUGUAUUUCAAUUACUGUAUUGAUACUGGAGAGUAAGUGACAGUAUUAUGAUUUACAGUCUAUUGGAGAUACUGGAGUCAAACAGUCUAUCUUCAUGUUUUUGAUUAUUGUAUUGAGUACUGGAAUGAAACAGACUAUUUUCAAGUAACUGGGACAUUGUCUUUAAUGCUAGGUUAAAGGGACUAUUUAAGUAUUUUGAUUACUGUAUUGAAUGAAUAGGGUUAAAGAGACAGUGUCAUUAUUUACACUCUGUUAUUCUGACCAUUGUAUUGAAUAUUGGAGUGUAAGUGACAGAGAUACUGGAGUGAAACAUACUUCUUUAAUGUCUUUGGAUUAUUGUAUUGAAUACUGGCGUUGAACGAACAGUAUUAUGAUUUACACUCUGUUGGAGAUAGUGGAGUGACACAGACUGUCUUCAUGUAAUUUGUUUAUUCUAUUGAAUACCCGAGUGGAUUAGACAGUAUUAUGAUGUACAAUGUGUUGGAGAUACUCAAGUGAAUCAGACUAUCUUCAUGAUUUUGAUUAUAAGAUAAGAUUUAUUGUAUUGAAUAUUAGGGUUAACUACUACUAAAUUGAUUAUUGUAUUGAACACUGAAGUGAAUUGAAUAUUUUUAUUGUUGUAUUGAAUACUGGAGUGAAAGGUACAGUAUUAUGAUUUACAAUAUGUUGAAGACAGUGUUGUAACAAAGACUGUCUUAAUGUAUUUUAAUUAUUGUAUUAAUAGUAGAGUGACAGACCAUUUUCAUAUAUUUUCAUUAUUGUAUUGAAUACUUGCAGAAUGGACAGUAUAAUGAUGUACAACGUGUUGGAGAUACUAAAGUGUAACGGACUGUGUCAUAUAUUCUGUUUAUUGAAUUGCUGUAUUGUCACUAUGAAGUGUUCUGUUUUAUGGACCCCGGGAUGAAACGCUGCUGCAAUGCUAAUGAUAAUGGAGAUCCUAAUAAAUGUAUAAGCUGGUAAGCUAAUGCUAAUUAGCAUUAAAUAUCUAUAGCAUUAUCUUGUUCUGACUACUGCACUUUCUAAAUAAAUA